Alosa alosa (allis shad) is the source of this 1395-nucleotide messenger RNA. Its product is annotated as N-acetyllactosaminide beta-1,3-N-acetylglucosaminyltransferase 2-like. The record is from RefSeq and is a predicted model, not a curated record. Gene Ontology annotation, molecular function: hexosyltransferase activity. Lineage: Eukaryota; Metazoa; Chordata; Actinopteri; Clupeiformes; Clupeidae. Gene Ontology annotation, cellular component: membrane.
AUGGCGCGGUGUUGCUGCAACAGUCGUGUGCUGUGCCUGUGCCUGCUGCCCUGCAUGAUGAUGGGUCACCUGCUCAUCUACAUCCUGGUGUCCAUCUUCGUCACCAUCUCCUACAACAGCAGUCAGGCUCCGCCUCCUCUCCCACUGCACUUCGUCGCCCCCGGCGCCUCCAAGAACUCCGUUGCCGUGGCGUCGCACCCGCUCGGCCCCUUCUGGAACCUGCGGCUGCAGGACGGAGCGCUCUGGAACCGCCUGCAGCACCAGCUCGACCGCCGCCACAACCCCAUCCUCAGGGCGCGGCGGGGGGGCAACGGAACGCUGGGUGGGGGGGUAAACGGGGCAACAGGGGGGGCGUGUGAGUGGCGGCCCCAGGGGUCGUCCCAGCUGCCGGACUUUAACGAGCUGCCGCAGCAGAUGAAGGACUUUGUGCUGUCCAUGGACUGCAGGACCUACCCGCUGCUGAUGGACCAGCCACACCUGUGUGAGCCCCGCGGGCCCCUGGUGGGCCCCAGAGCCGAGGGGGACGCAGAGCAACCCACGCUGCUCAUGGCCAUCAAGUCCCAGGUGGGCAACUUUGAGAGUCGUCAGGCGAUUCGGGAGACGUGGGGGAGGAGUGGUUGGGUACCGGUCGAGUCAGCAGGUGGAGGAGGAAGAGGAGGCCUGGUGCGCACCGUGUUCCUGCUGGGCCGCCAGGACUCGUCGACGGGCCCCCACCCGAACCUCAACGCCCUGCUGGAGCUGGAGAGCCAUCGCCACGGCGACAUCCUCCAGUGGGACUUCCGCGACACCUUCUUCAACCUGACGCUGAAGGACGUGCUCUUCUGGGACUGGUUCGGCCAGCACUGCCCCGGUGCUCGCUUCGUCUUCAAGGGCGACGACGACGUGUUUGUGCGCACGGGACCCCUGCUGGACUACCUGCUCAGCCAGACACCCCGCACACUGCCCACCACACCCAACAACAACAACAACAACGACAUCAACAACAACGCCACACAGGCCGUCUGGGACUUCCUGGUUGGUGAUGUCAUCAGCCACGCCUGGCCCAAUCGGCAGCCUGAGACCAAAUACUUCAUCCCGGAGAGCUUCUACGUGGGCGUGUACCCGGCGUACGCGGGUGGGGGAGGCGUGGUCUACUCGGGCUGGCUGGCGCAGAGGUUCCGGGAGGUGUCGCGGCAGGUGCACCUGUUCCCCAUCGACGACGUGUACCUGGGCAUGUGCCUGCGCCGUCUGGGCCUGUCCCCCACGCACCACCCCGGCUUCAUGACCUUUGACCUCCCCGAGGGCGAGCGGGAGAAGCCGUGCGCGUACCGCAACGUGAUGCUGGUGCACAAGCGCAGCCCCCGCCAGAUGCUGAUGCUGUGGAGGCAGCUCAGGGAGGCCCUGCCCACCUGCUGA